Perca fluviatilis (European perch) is the source of this 942-nucleotide messenger RNA. Its product is annotated as chymotrypsin A-like. Lineage: Eukaryota; Metazoa; Chordata; Actinopteri; Perciformes; Percidae. Gene Ontology annotation, biological process: proteolysis. The record is from RefSeq and is a predicted model, not a curated record. Gene Ontology annotation, molecular function: serine-type endopeptidase activity. Bases 6 to 797 code for a protein of 263 amino acids. The transcript is spliced from 7 exons.
GAGCCAUGGCCUUCCUUUGGAUCCUCUCUUGCCUCGCCUUCGCCGGUACCGCCUAUGGUUGCGGCACUCCCGCCAUCCCUCCCGUCAUCACUGGAUACUCUCGUAUCGUCAACGGUGAGGAGGCCGUGCCCCACUCCUGGCCCUGGCAGGUGUCCCUGCAGGACUACACCGGCUUCCACUUCUGCGGCGGCUCUCUGGUCAACGAGAACUGGGUGGUGACGGCCGCUCACUGCAACGUCAAGACGUCCCACCGUGUGAUCCUCGGAGAACACGACCGCUCCUCCAACACCGAGAACAUCCAGGUCAUGACGGUCGCCCAGGUGUUCAAGCACCCGCGUUACAACGGCUUCACCAUCAACAACGACAUCCUGCUGGUGAAGCUGGCCAGCCCCGCCCAGAUGAACAUGCGUGUGUCUCCCGUGUGCGUGGCCGAGACCGGAGACAACUUCCCCGGAGGCAUGAAGUGCGUGACCAGCGGCUGGGGCCUGACCCGCUACAACGCCCCCGACACCCCCGCCCUUCUGCAGCAGGCCUCCCUCCCCCUGCUGACCAAUGAGCAGUGCCGCGGUUACUGGGGCAACAAGAUCACCGAUCUGAUGAUCUGCGCUGGAGCGUCUGGAGCUUCUUCCUGCAUGGGCGACUCUGGCGGCCCUCUGGUCUGCCAGAAGGCCGGCGCCUGGACUCUGGUCGGCAUCGUGUCCUGGGGCAGCGGUACCUGCACUCCCACAAUGCCCGGCGUGUACGCCCGCGUCACCGAGCUCCGCGCCUGGAUGGACCAGACCAUCGCCGCCAACUGAGCACCGAUGGACCAGACCAUCGCUGCCAACUGAGCGUCAAUGGACUAGACCAUCGCUGCCAACUGAGCGUCGAUGGACCAGACCAUCGCCGCCAACUGAGCGUCUCUUUGAACCUGAUCAUCAAUAAAAGUCUGGAACUCAGAAA